CACUGAAUCUCCCCUCUUCUUCCUCAGAAUCAAACCUUGUACAUGACCCAAGAAAUUAAUCAAACCCUCCGGGCAGAUAUGAAGGAAGUACACGAGCCUGCAGUCAAGUACAGAGGUGUACGCAAGCGAAAAUGGGGUAAGUGGGUGUGCGAAAUCCGGGAACCUGGAAAGAAAACCCGGAUAUGGCUAGGAAGCUACGAGGCCCCCGAAAUGGCCGCCGCCGCCUACGAUGCGGCGGCAUUGCACCUCAGAGGACCAGGGGUCCUGCUUAACUUUCCUGAAAUGGUUGAUAGUCUUCCGAGGCCAGCGAGUUCGAGUCCCUCGGACGUGCAGUUGGCGGCUCAAGAGGCGGCAAUGAGGUUUAGGAGACUGCCAAUGGGGUCGGUUUCGACGGAGGUGGCUGGUGGCUCGAGUGGUGGCGCGGCGCCGGUGACGGUGGGACUGUCGCCGAGUCAAAUUCAGGCGAUUAAUGAGUCGCCAUUAGACUCGCCUAAGAUGUGGAUGCAGUACAUGUACAUGUCUCAUCGUGAUGAGGCUUUGUUUUUUGGGGAGGACAUGCCAUCGUCUAUGGGUUUCUAUGAUGAUCAUGAUGAUGGUUUGCAGCAUCAGUCCAUUUGGGACUCCUAGUUUAGUACUUUUCACAUAUAAAUGAUAAUGUAGUAACUAGCCAAUUAACUAGCUACAAUAUAUAUAUAUUCAACAGAUUCAUUCAAAACAUAGACAAAAUAAUGUUAAUCUAUGUUUUAGUUGUAUACUACUCGAUCAAUUGAUGGUAGUUUCUAGGAUUUCCAAUUCGUAAGUGUAAUUUGAUCGAUUCCAAUCCAAGAAUUUAUGAGAGGUUAAUUUGCAGCUUCCCAUCAUGAUCGAGUUGGUGAAAACUAGACACAGAUGGUGUUUGGAA
Molecule: messenger RNA, 901 nt
Organism: Rosa rugosa (rugosa rose)
Lineage: Eukaryota; Viridiplantae; Streptophyta; Magnoliopsida; Rosales; Rosaceae
Product: ethylene-responsive transcription factor ERF022-like
Exons: 1
Coding region: 43-627 (194 amino acids)
Biological process (GO): regulation of DNA-templated transcription
Molecular function (GO): DNA-binding transcription factor activity; DNA binding
Source: RefSeq, a predicted model, not a curated record